This is a messenger RNA of Rhagoletis zephyria (snowberry fruit fly), 1734 nucleotides long. The record is from RefSeq and is a predicted model, not a curated record. NCBI's taxonomy places the organism in Eukaryota, Metazoa, Arthropoda, Insecta, Diptera, Tephritidae.
AUGAGUUCCAAGAAAAAGAACUUGACGGAAGAGGAAACGGAACAGUCAGACGAAGAGGAACAGCCACUGUCUUUUGAUGAAAUGGGCCUCGACGACAAGGUCCUUCAUUCUAUUGCCUUAUUUGGAUGGAAUCGACCGACGCUGAUUCAGGAAAAGACCAUUCCUCUAGCUCUUGAAGGCCAUGAUAUUUUGGCUCGAGCAAGCACUGGAACGGGCAAAACAGGAGCCUUCUCCAUACCGAUUGUGCAAAAGCUCCUCGAAACAAAGCGGUACGAUUCGUCCAGCAAGUUGAGAGCACUUGUUUUAGCGCCAACAAAAGAAUUAUGCUCGCAAAUGCAUUCACAUUUCCGCACAUUGACAUCAUUCUGCUCAAGGGAAGUCUCCGUCGUCGACUUGUCACAAGGGUCCGUCGAGGACAAGCGUGCCAUUCUUGUUUCAGACAAGCCCGACAUAAUGAUAUCGACACCGAAAAAAGUAAUAGAGUACCUGAAUGCAAAACUACUAUCGUCGAUUAAAGAUGAUCUCAGCUACCUGGUCAUUGACGAGUCGGACCUCAUGUUCUCCUUUGGCUACGAGAAAGACUUGAUGAAGGUGUUGGAGAACUUGCCCAAAUCAGGUGUUCAGAGUUUUCUCAUGUCUGCUACACUAAACACCGACGUCAAGGAGCUAAAAAAGCUUGUCCUCCACAAACCAGUCAUUCUGAAGCUCCAAGAGCCUGAUCUGCCGGAGAGUGGCAAGUUGCAGCAGUACCACAUUGAAGUGCAGGAUGACGAGGAAAAGUUUGUCCUGGUCAAUGCCCUUCUAAAGCUGGGCCUCAUUGUCGGCAAGACGAUAGUCUUUGUAAGCAGCGUCGACCGGUGCUACCAGCUGAAGUUGUUUCUCGAGCAGUUUGCUAUUCGCACCUGUGUGCUCAACUCUGAGCUGCCUAUCGCUUCGCGAUGCUACGUGGUGGAGCAAUUCAACUCGAACCAGUACGACAUUAUAAUUGCAAGCGACGAGAAGUGCGUCAUUGAUCCGGGCACUCGAGAGAAGAAAAAAUCGCCCAAAGGCAAUGCUCAGUACGGCGUAUCGCGGGGAAUCGACUUUAAGUUUGUCUCCAAUAUUAUCAACUUUGACUUUCCCACCACCGUUGACUCGUACCUUCAUCGAGUGGGUAGAACGGCUCGCGGAAAUGAGGAGGCAGAGGGAAAUGUACUCUCCUUUGUCUCGCCACGAGAGAGCAAAUAUUUUCAAAAAGUCUCCAAAAAGUUUGGCGAAAAGGGCAACUUCCGGCCAUAUCAGUUCAAGAUGGACGAGCUGGAAGCCUUCAAAUACCGUGCGCGCGACGCCCUGCGAGCAGUCACCUCGAUCGCCAUCAAGGAGGCUCGCAUUAAAGAAAUCAAACGUGAAAUGCUCGCUUCGACGGCUCUCAAAAGCUUCUUCAAGGACCAUCCAAAGGACCACAAGAUACUCAAAUUUGACCGGCCUCUGCACACGGUGAAGCACAAAGCCCACCUGGCAGACGUCCCUGAGUACAUUGUGCCGAAGACGCUGCAAACGGUGGUCAAGUCGAAGCGAGAGAACAAGCGCAUCGAGGAGGCCGCAUCUCUCAGCUAUGAGCCCAAGAAGCGGCGAAAGGCGAGGCCAGCAGCUGCUCAGCGUCGUUCCGCUAAGGACUCUGACCCCUUAAAGACGUUCCGACUCAACUCCAUCAAGCGGUACAAGGACAAAAAGCGAGCUAGGAGACGUAAGUGA